This is a messenger RNA of Synchytrium microbalum, 1854 nucleotides long. RefSeq lists its product as uncharacterized. The record is from RefSeq and is a predicted model, not a curated record. Lineage: Eukaryota; Fungi; Chytridiomycota; Chytridiomycetes; Synchytriales; Synchytriaceae. Bases 1 to 1854 code for a protein of 617 amino acids. Gene Ontology annotation, molecular function: phosphatidylinositol-4,5-bisphosphate binding. Gene Ontology annotation, cellular component: exocyst. The transcript has 14 exons. Gene Ontology annotation, biological process: exocytosis.
AUGAUGAUGCUGGAGAGUACAGCAACCCCAUUAGCCGAACAAGAAAAGAGACGAGCAUUAGAACGCAAAGUGGAACAAGAUGUCGAGAAUUUGCAGCUAUUACAGUCGAUUUUAUUCAAAUCUAAUACAUUGACCGAACGAGUCGUUGGAAUGCUAGACUCUUUUGAUGAACGAUUACUCAAAUUGGAGGGCUCGAUACUGCCCAUACAUCGAUCUACUCAGAAACUGACCCGGGUCUAUGACAAUCUGGACAAGACAUCAGGAGUCAUCAACAAGAUCAUACAGUACAUGGAUCUGGCUCCACAGGAGGACUUGAUAAUUUCAAAACCACCAACUCAAAGCUCAUUGGAAGACUAUCUUGCUUCUAUUGAGAGAAUGAAGGAAGCUUUAUCGUACUUGGAAAAGGCUACUUACAAGGCCACCGACAGAGCUGUCGUUCAACUGAAAGAGGUCGUACGAAAAGCUAUGCGACAGCUUGAUGGGCUCUUCAAGAGAACGCUAGCACUAUGCUCUGUGCCUAUAGAUCCAAUACUUUACGCUGAUGGAGAUAUACCAGGAAUACCUGAAGCAGACUUGGAAACACUCUCUACUCUAUCAACAUACCUCAACGCUGCCGAGAGUGAAUUGGGACCCGUCACAGAUCACAUCAAGAUCUACAUGGACAUCCGAUCAGCAUAUCUGAUCAAAUCGUUACAUGGGCUGAAUGAAGCUGCACAUGCCCAAGAUUUCAAGAAAAUGGAUGUAUACAAGAAGGGCAGUUUUGCAUUCUUGAUGUAUACCAAUUGCCUAUUCAAGAUGCUCAAGACUGAACGUGAAGCUAUAAUUCGAUUGAUACCACGAUCUAUGGCCACAUCUGUCAUAUCAGGUGUCGUCAAUGCAGCAGUAGAUGCAUUUAUAGAAACAGGAGAUGCCAUUGUCGGUCGUGGCAAACGAAAUAUCAUGAAACAAGACUCGAGAGAUGUGUAUCUCUUGUUGGAUGUAGUUGAGAACCUGGGAGCAGCUAUAUUGGAGUAUGAAGGAGUCGUCAAGUAUGCUGGUGCAAAAGGAAACGAUGUGGUCGAACUGGUCACGAGUUGCAAGGGAGCUUGUCAGUUCUUUUUCAAAGAGUUUAUUGAUGAGUUUAAGAAUGACAAGGUCAAGGAGCAAUCUCUGUCUCCUGAUGGAACUGUUCAUGAGUUGACUAGUGAUACUCUCACUACUCUACGUCGUCUGCUUGACUAUUCUCAAACUGUGGAAUCUCUCCUGAAUCCACAUGGUGACUCAGCCAAUGGUCAACCAGAGGCCAUGUAUAAAUUCUUCACUGAGGUAUUGGAUGCCCUAUCAUCAAACCUCGAAACAAAAUCCAAAGCAUACAAGAAACCCAUGCUAUCGGUUGUCUUCCUCCUUAACAACUACCACUACAUCUGCAAAAUCCUACGAUUGACACCAUUGGGUGAUUUACUGGGUCGUGAUGUAGAAGUCAAGUUUGAGAAGCUCUUGGCCAAGCAAAAGGAAUUGUAUCUAACUGGCUGGAAGCCUGCUUUGGAAUGUCUUAUGGAUACGACAUUCAUCACUGGUGGCAAGAUUGAAAAGACAUUGAGUAAACAGCAGCGAGAUGUCAUCAAGGACAAGUUUAAGACAUUCAAUGAAACAUUCGAAGACUUGUACAAGGCGCAGAAGUCUUAUGCUAUACCUGACACUGAUCUGCGGGCACAGAUCGUCAAGGAGGUUCGACAGAUAGUUGUGCCUCUGUAUAAUCGUUUUUAUGACAAGUAUUCGAACGUGGAAUUUAGUAAAAAUCCAACAAAAUACAUCAAGUUUGAUCGUCAAGCGCUUGAUGAAGCUCUUGACAAAUUCUUUGAUGCUACUGCGUGA